UGGGCACAGGUGGGUGGAACUGGUGGGCACAGGUGGGCACAGGUGGGUGGCACUGGUGGGCACAGGUGGGUGGGCACAGGUGGGUGGCACUACUGGGCACAGGUGGGUGGCACUGCUGGGCACAGGUGGGUGCAUUGCUGGGCACAGGUGAGCGCACUGCUGGGCACAGGUGGGCGGAACUUGUGUGUGGUACUGCUGGGCACCGAUCAUCAGGGCACUGAUGAUCAGUGAUCCUGAUGAUCGGUGCCGAUCCCCGCUCUGACAACUUCCGGUUUUUGGCAGCACUUUCCUCCUGCUGCUCUGACAGCGUGAGGAAAGUGCAGCCGAGAACCGGCAUUUGCAU
This is a messenger RNA of Staurois parvus, 343 nucleotides long. The record is from the annotation of a GenBank genome assembly. Lineage: Eukaryota; Metazoa; Chordata; Amphibia; Anura; Ranidae.